UGCUGAUGAGUGCACCACAAAGGGAAUCUGUGGUAAUUUUUCAGUAUGUAUCAACACAGAAGGAAGUUACAGAUGCACAUGUCAGCAAGGAUUCCAGUUGAAGUCUGGAAAGGAUAAUUUCACUGAUGUAGCCACUUCUGGGUGUGUAGAUCUAGAUGAAUGUGAAGCAAAUAAGGGAAUAUGUGGUGAUUAUGCUGUCUGUAACAAUACAAUUGGAAGUUACUCCUGUACGUGUCAAGAAGGUUUCAGGCUUGUUUCUAAGAAAAGCUUUUCCAGCAGUGCAAGUUCUUCUGGUUGCAAUGGUCAGACAUGUGCCUGCUGUCCUGAGUCUCAAAAUACAAAUGUUCUUCAAUGUUCUUCUGGAAACUUCAGUUUAUCUUACAAAACUCAGGACAUGAUUAACAAUCUAGUAGACAGUGUAAGAGUCAAUGAUUCAAAUACUACACUGCAGAAUAAGGUCCGGCAAAAAGAAAUAACAAGAUUCCUUAGGAAUGUUGAAGAAAACAUUGUACAUGAUGUGCUUUCAUCACUGAACAAAAGUGGAGCAACAGAAGAAAUAAUAUACCAUUAUACAAAUGAAACUGUUAUUGUUGCCCAUUCUGUGCCACAUAAUAGCAGCAAUGUUGAAGAAAUGCUUACACUAAAAGCAGGAGAUACUACAAUGAAUGUUACAAAGCAAACAGUCAUUAAUGGGACCGAACCAGGUGCACUUGCUUUUGCUAUGCUGACAUCAUUCCAUGGGACCGGAAUUGAAUCAAUAUUCUCUGGCGACUAUCUGAUUAGCAAAACACAUUCAAAUUACAGCCAUUCAAAAGUAGCUAUUGCAACAAUUUCUAGCAAGUGGAAGGAUAACCUCAUAGAUUCAGUCAUUUUCACAUUUCAGAUUGCCAAGGAUGAUAAAGAUAAUACAAAAAUGCCUCUCUGUGUCUUCUGGAAAACUAAUGACAAAAAUGAAAGUGGAUGGUCCAAUGAAGGAUGCAAUGUCUCUGAAAUAAAUCCCAACAGAACACAAGUAACAUGUGAAUGUAAUCACUUAAGCAGCAUCUGUGUACUAAUGGUCCUGGAUGAGACAGAAGUAGAUUUUAAUGUUUCUAAAAAUUACAAAAGGAAAGUGGGGAAAAUUGAGCGGGAUUUAAAGGAAUACAGAGAAGGAAGAGCAUAUGUAAACCCUGAAAAUAGGAUUAAUAACAGGAGAUUCCCUGGUGGAUGGGGCAGCAGGGAUGAUUCAUUUGUUAGACGUGGAAUUAAACCAAACUUUAAUGAAUCCUUUCACAGUAAUGGGAAUAGGAGUUUUGUGGAAGAUGAGGUAUAUAGUGAAAAUGACCAACAGGACCCUUUAGGACAAGACCAGGGCCCUCGGAGGUCCGAGAGAAUCAAAAACCAAAGUCGGCCCUAUUCAUAUGCAGAGGCAACGGGGAAUUUUUAUCAGAGGAGACAACAAGGGGGGACAAGAUACAGAUAG
Protopterus annectens (West African lungfish) is the source of this 1462-nucleotide messenger RNA. RefSeq lists its product as uncharacterized. The record is from RefSeq and is a predicted model, not a curated record. The coding region runs from base 395 to 1462 and encodes 355 amino acids. Gene Ontology annotation, molecular function: G protein-coupled receptor activity. Lineage: Eukaryota; Metazoa; Chordata; Ceratodontiformes; Protopteridae. Gene Ontology annotation, biological process: adenylate cyclase-activating G protein-coupled receptor signaling pathway. The transcript is spliced from 8 exons.